Messenger RNA from Peromyscus leucopus (white-footed mouse), 2852 nucleotides. It is a transcript of the gene Shisa8, whose product is annotated as shisa family member 8. The transcript is spliced from 4 exons. The record is from RefSeq and is a predicted model, not a curated record. Gene Ontology annotation, cellular component: postsynaptic density; postsynaptic membrane; AMPA glutamate receptor complex. NCBI's taxonomy places the organism in Eukaryota, Metazoa, Chordata, Mammalia, Rodentia, Cricetidae. Gene Ontology annotation, biological process: regulation of AMPA receptor activity; regulation of short-term neuronal synaptic plasticity. Bases 1455 to 2654 code for a protein of 399 amino acids.
CCUUCUUUCUUUCUUUUCUUGAGGCAGGGUUUUCCAAUCAAGACUGGAACUCACCAUGUAGACCAAUUCAGCCUCAAGCAACCCCUGCUUCAUCCUGAGGGGUGGGACACUAUUUUGUUCUGUUUGCAUUUUGAGACAGGGUAGCCCAGGAUGUUCAAAGUCGUGGGUCCAAGUGGUCUACCCACUUCAGCCUCCCGAGUCUACAGAACUGCUUCAUCAUUGCAGGUAUCAGGAAACCUUUUGAUUUUACCAGUAACCACUGAAGCAGGGAGAAGCAAGGCCCAGCAUCGGGGUCACAUUCCCCUUAAAAACUCAACGGGGGUUGGAGGGGGUGGGUGAUGAUUGGGUCCUGCCCUGCCAUUCUUUCCCUCAGCUUGUGAAAGGACCUGGGAGUGGCUGGGAGUGGGAGACCAAGGACGUACGUACAGGAGAGUGCGACUGACCUGGUCCCCAGGACUUGGUCAGCCUUCUAAGGCAGAGGCUGGGGAGGGGAGCAGACCACUGAGGGUUCUGGCCUGGCUGUGCCCAGAACUGGGAUAUCCCAGGACCCCAGCCAAAUGUCUCUAGGUUUUGGUAGCAGGGCGCAUGCUCUGGGGCAGACCAGCGAGGGGUUGAUCCAAGUUUGCCUCUUCGCCAUUUUUGUGCUGGGGGUCCUGUAUUGUAGAAGGACUUCACUCAUGUCACGAUCAGAAUAGAUAGAAGGAAGGAACAUUGGGGCGUGGGAGGGGGGGCGGUGAUGGUGCCAACCCUUCCCGGCCUAUUCCAGGCUGCUUUGAUCUCUAUGCCUCUGUCCCCUUACUUAAAAAGAAGGGAACCUCUCAUCCAAGGCCAGAUCCGAGUCCCCAGAGCCCUAAGAUGAGCCCCCUCGAGGGUCCAUUUCAGACAAUUUGAGGGAGGCCUUGGAGAGGGUCCCUGGUGGGGCGCGCCCGCAGCGCUGGCCCUACAGAAGCCCUCCCUCCCGGCGCAGCGGCCGCGCUCCUCCCCCGGUUCUGCCUCCCUCCCGCCCUCCUCCCCUCGCUCCCUCUCCCGCCCUUCCGAGCCCGCGCCGAGCCCGCGCCAGAGCCGGAGCCAGAGCGCGGGCAGCGCGGAGCGGGCGGCGGGAAGGUAGCGGUGUCCGGCGACCCGCCGCCCGGCUCAGUCCCCGAAAGACCCCGGCCCCGCCCGCCCGCCGGGGCCAGAGGGAGCCGGGGACGGCGCCGGCGAGCCCCCGCCGCCGGGCUCCACCGUGAGCAGUCCGAGGUGAGCCCCGGAGGAGGGCGCGCCCACCGGAGGUCCAGCCCAGCGCACUCCACACGGAGCUCACUUGGGUCUGGAGCCGCGGACGUACCAGGAGGCGUCGGCCCGGAGCCAGCGCGGACAGCGGGGCGACCGGUCCCGGAGGGCGCGGGGGAGCCGGGCAGAGCGGCCGCGCGCCGAGCCAUGCGCGGGGCGCAAUAGCAGGAGGCGCCGGCUGCAUGGAGCGCGCUGGGGCGCGGGGACAGCGCGGUGGCCGGCGCCUGCAUGGGCUCCCGCUCGCAUUCCGGCUGGCGCUGCUGCUGGCUGGGUCGCCGUCGGGCCGCGCGGGGGCUCCCGAGGCGCAGGAGCCCGCAGCCUCGGGCACCGCGGCCCCGGAGGGAGGCGACCGCUGCCGCGGCUACUACGACGUGAUGGGCCAGUGGGACCCGCCCUUCAACUGCAGCUCGGGUGUCUACAGCUUCUGCUGCGGCACGUGCGGCUACCGCUUCUGCUGCCACGACGGCCCGCGCCGCCUGGACCAGAGCCGCUGCUCCAACUACGACACGCCGGCCUGGGUGCAGACUGGCCGGCCGCCCGCCCGCACCCGUGACACAGCCGCCCCGCGCGAUCCGGGCCGCGAGCGCAGCCACACUGCGGUCUACGCGGUGUGCGGUGUGGCCGCGCUACUCGUGCUGAUUGGCAUCGGGGCACGCCUGGGCCUGGAGAGAGCGCACAGCCCGCGCGCUCGGCGCACGGUGACCAGGACACUGACAGAACUUCUCAAGCAGCCGAGCCCCCAGGAACCCCUGCCUCCACCUCUGGGCCCACACCUGGGGAACUGUGUCCAGGUCCAAAUGGGUGAUGGUGUUCUUCGGGGUUCCCCCCUCAACAACACAGACAAGAAACGCCUCAAUAAUGCACCUCUGGGAUCUGCUACCCCGGGUCCCCCGCGCGGCCCCCGGCUGCAGGGUGGCGGCAGCCUGACAUUGCAGCCCGACUACACCAAGUUCGCCACUCUCAAAGCAGCAGCCCUCAAGGCCACAGAGGCUGCACCCCAGGACUUCUAUCAACGUUUUCCCUCUACCGAGCCGGCUCCGCGGACCCUCCCUGCGCGGACCCCGCGUCCUCCGGAGGACUUGCCUGCGCUGCUCGAAGCCUGUCCCUGGGCCCCUCCGGGUUACGUACCUCCCGCCGGCCCUGUCUCCUCGGUCCCCUAUGCGGCCUGGACCGCGGGCCGCCCCGCGCGGCCGGUUCCCCGCGGCCACUUGGUGGCUCAGGUCUCCCCUGCGCCCCGGCGGCCCAGCCACGUGCCGCGGCGUCAGUUCAGCGUGGAGAAGCUGCCCGAGGCCUUCAGCGCGCAGCCCGCCACCUUUUACAGCAGCGCGGGCAGAGGGCCCCGGCACCUAAGCACCAACAGCAAGGCCGAGGUCACCGUCUGAAGCCGAACUGAUCGAGCCUUCUGCGUGGUCCUGGGCCCCAGGCCGUGGAGUGGCAGUGCUGGCUUCGAUCCAGACGGGACUGGGGACAUUUGGAGCCUGUGGCUCAAGGGGCCAAAAGGGUAGGGCCAGGUGUUCUGCCCUUGGGAAUGUAGGGCUAUCCGUACCUGUGUAAAUAAACCCUCUAAUGUGGUUCCAGUC